Messenger RNA from Thalassophryne amazonica, 2935 nucleotides. It is a transcript of the gene acsf3, whose product is annotated as acyl-CoA synthetase family member 3. The record is from RefSeq and is a predicted model, not a curated record. Gene Ontology annotation, molecular function: medium-chain fatty acid-CoA ligase activity. Bases 55 to 1806 code for a protein of 583 amino acids. Gene Ontology annotation, biological process: fatty acid metabolic process. Lineage: Eukaryota; Metazoa; Chordata; Actinopteri; Batrachoidiformes; Batrachoididae. The transcript is spliced from 9 exons.
AUACCAAAGAGGAUGGAGGCAUUAUGACCUUGGAACUCCGUAGAGUCUAACACCAUGGUAUUGGGGCUCGUUGCUGCUGUCCGACCAUUUAUGAAGUGGAUUGCUCCUCACAGGAAAGCUGUUCUUGAUAGUAGCUGUUGCUCUCCAGGAUCAUUGCUGUACCUCAUGGGAACUGUGGUUUGCAGGAGGUUAUGCAGUUGGACUGCAGCUCCAUCAUCAUCAAGGAUAAAACAAAAAACAGUUUUUGCUCGAGCUCCAGCUUUUGGGGAUAAAGUAGCUGUUGUAGACAGCAGUGGCAGCCACAGCUACAAGCAGCUGUAUUACAGUAGUUUAGGUCUGGCAGGUAAAAUCAGUUCUGCUGUAACCUCAGAGAUUGGGGGUUUGGAAGGAAAACGAAUCUCCUUCCUGUGUGGUAAUGAUGCUUCUUAUACAGUGGCACAGUGGGCAGCUUGGAUGAGUGGGGGGACAGCAGUACCAUUAUACCACAAACACCCAGUGUCUGAACUGGAGUACAUCAUCUCUGACUCUCAGACUUCAUUGCUGGUGGCCGGGUAUCCAUAUGCUCAAACCUUGGAACCCUUGGCACAAAAGUUUGGUUGUCCAUGCAUAACGCUGCCCCCUACUUCCAAGUUGGGCACAUUACAAGGGACAGAAGACCAAGAGAGGGAAAUAACUGUCAAAGACUGGGCUGAGCGACCAGCAAUGAUUUUGUAUUCCAGUGGCACCACAGGAAGACCUAAGGGAGUUGUCCACACACACAGAAGUAUCCAGGCCAUGGUCCAGUCUCUAGUGUCGGAGUGGGCUUGGUCUGGAGAUGAUGUCAUCCUCCACACCUUGCCACUCCACCAUGUGCAUGGCAUCAUUAACAAACUUCUCUGCCCACUGUGGGUGGGUGCGACCUGCAUCAUGGUGCCUCAGUUUGAGCCUCAAAAGAUAUGGGAGAUGCUAUUGAGCUCCAACACUCCUAUGGUUAAUGUUUUUAUGGCCGUGCCAACAAUCUACUCGAAGCUGAUCCAGCACUAUGAUCAGCACUUCACAGGGCUGCAUGUCAAGGACUUCAUCAGAGCGGUCUGCAAAGAGAGGAUAAGAUUGAUGGUUUCAGGCUCAGCUGCUCUUCCACUGCCCACUCUGCAGCGCUGGAAGGAGAUUACAGGGCACACACUGCUGGAACGCUACGGGAUGACUGAGAUUGGCAUGGCGCUGUCCAACCCGCUCAAGGGCCCACGUGUCCCAGGUGCUGUGGGGUUGCCACUUCCUGGUGUUAAAGUCCGUAUUGUCAUGAAUAAUGCUGCCAGCACUGUGAUUGCAGAGGGCAACCACAGGGAGACAAAGGUGCAUCCAGGACUAGAGGGGAAGGAGGGAGAGCUGCUGGUUCAAGGUCCCUCUGUCUGUAAGGAAUAUUGGAACAAACCUCAGGAAACAAGAGAGGCUUUCACUGCCGACGGGUGGUUCAAAACAGGAGACACAGCAGUGUACAAAAAUGGUGUAUAUUGGAUCUUGGGGCGCAGCAGUAUUGACAUCAUCAAGAGUGGCGGCUACAAGAUCAGCGCACUCGAGGUGGAGCGCCACCUGAUGGCUCAUCCAGACAUUGAAGGUGAGCGCUGCUGUGCUGUAAAGGUGAUAGUAGAAAGGGGAAGGGGGUUAUACACUUUCCCUUAUUUUUUCCACAAGUAUCUGGGCUGUUUUUGCAGGGACCACAUGGCGCCGUACUGCAUUCCCACAGGCCUGGUGCUGGUGGACAAGAUGCCGAGGAAUCACAUGGGCAAAGUCAACAAAAAAGACCUCCUGCAACGGUUCUACUCAUGACUCCACCAUUUUGCACUAUAUGGCACCAGUUCCAGUUAAGAUGUUAGAGAAUAUUAGCAUUUUAUCACUUCACUGGCUGACCACAUGUUUUUCAAACUAGCCAUUACAGGGGAACACAAAAAUAAUGGAAACACACCUGAUGGGCCUCAUUUAAAUUCUAAGUAAGCUGAUCAUUGCUGCAAACAUUGAUAUCUAUCUGACAUCCAUCCCCUGAUCACUUUUUUGUUUCUUUCAUUGAGAUGUCGGUGUCGAGUCUUAUUUUGAACUACACCUAUAAAAGCUGUGAAAACUUGUACUUCUGAUCAGCUGAUCAAUCAUUUGAUCUGUGACACUUCACGCAUAGAGAAUGUUUGACUGGAUGCCUUUGAUCUUCACAGUUCAGGAUUGAGUAUAUAGAAGAUCAAAUAUGGCGCUAUCAAUGGUUCGUCUUUUUUAGGCUUCAUAAUGAAUGAAUGAAUGAAUGGAGCCUUUGUUAUCAUUGUACAUAUACAUACAUAAAUACAUACAAUGAAAUUUGUUCUCUACAUUUAAUCCAUUGUAGUUACAGUUAGACACAAUCCAACCAGUAGGAGCAGUGGGCAGCCACAGUCCAGCGCCCGGGGAAUCAAAGUUAACACCUGGCUGAGACCCUGCCACAGUAUGCUUCGCUAUCUGCCACAGCCAGGUGAAACGUAGGCAUUCCCUUGGCCUUUUCCAGCCACUCCUAAACCUAAGGCACCUAUAGGUGCUGAGUCAUGCACAGAGACGCACUCCAUAUUGAGCGUUCGAUGAGUGUGAAAAUGAUUUGAAGUACAUAUGCUAUAGCCUUAACAGUCACCAAAGCUCAACCCAGUUGGAUGCCAGGGGUACCAUUGUGUUCACGCUGUCCACCACCAUCAUUAAAACACAUAAUGAGGGACUUUAUGCACGUUUGAAUGUGAUGGUAUGUAAUAGCCCAACACCUGCGCCCUAUGUAUAAGUACAACACACGCAGAAGACAAACGUUUCAAGGUGAAAGGUGCCUGUGCGUAUUUAAACUUUCUGCUCUUCCUAGUUUAAUAAAUUCACCUGUUUGGGAUAAUCAAUUCAAUCAAUUUUUUUAUAUAGCGCCAAAUCACAACAAACAGUUGCCCCAAGGCGCUUUAUAUUG